Molecule: messenger RNA, 3156 nt
Organism: Adineta steineri
Lineage: Eukaryota; Metazoa; Rotifera; Eurotatoria; Adinetida; Adinetidae
Source: the annotation of a GenBank genome assembly
AUGCUGCGACUAUUCAUCUUCAUUAGUAUUCUUGUGUGCUCAUCAAGCAGUCUACCAUUAAGUGAUUUCUUUCCUUUUGGACCUGAAAUAGGAGAUUCAACUGUACCAACAAAUGAUGAUGAAAGUGUUGGUCCUCUAGGUUUACCACACAUAUUUCCUUAUUUUGAUAACAAUCACCGACAAAUUUGGGUAGCUAAUAAUGGUCUUUUUUCAUUUCUUUCGGCGAUCCCUCAAUUUACUCCUGAACCGUUUCCAUUAGCAAACGAUCAACGACUGGUAACCGGUUUCUGGGCUGAUAUUGAUACUCGAGGUGCAGUGAGCGGCAUUGGUAACAAAGUUUAUUAUCACAUUUACACAGAUGUAUCUUUAACAGAUACUACUACGGAGGUAUUUACUAAAGCAAGUGGCUAUGUACGAAGUUUCUUUCCUCAACAACGCCCAUUCGAACCUACAAUGGUUAUUACGGGUACUUGGUAUCGUGUAGGGGCUUACUCAGGGAAAACAGAUCGAUUAAAUACAUUUCAAAUUGUAUUAGCUACUGAUGAAGAUCGUAGUUUUGUCUUUAUACUUUACAAUGAUUUACAAUGGGCUGGAACAUCAUAUACCUCGGAACCUUACGCUCAAGCAGGUUUCAAUGCUGGUGAUGGAAUUGCUUUCGAAAUGCUUCCGUAUUCACGUACACAAGAUAUUGUUAAAUUAGUUAAUGUUAGCAAUGUUAAUGUUCCUGGUCUAUUUGUUUUUCGUGUUGAUACUGAUGAAAUUGAUGCUGGUGGAUGUAGUACUAAUAUAUCUGUAGCUACUGUUCGUCCACGUGUUAGCUCGCAACUUGGUUCUACGGCAAUCAAUCUUCAAGGACCUUGUUUCGAUAAUGUAACAAUACCUAAAUGUCAAUUUGGUUCAUCAUCACAAGUUGUCGAUGGUAUCAUACUUGAUGACUUUCGAGCCAUAUGUUUAACACCACUUGCACCUGUGCAUGGUCCCGUAGCAGUCAGCCUAUCGAUUGACAAUGGUGCUACAUAUAUUCCAGCUGGUACUUUUACAUAUGCUCCAUUAAAAUUUGGUUCUGACGAUGUGAUUAUUGAAAUGAAUAACGAAGAUAAUUUACUCAAUCUUGGACAAUAUGUUACUCUUAAAUGGCGUUUUUCAGAAUCAAUACAAAAUACAUUUCCAAAUGAAACUAUGAUUGACAUUGAAUUAUGGAAAAUAACUCUUAAUGAUCGAUCACAAUUACAACAGGACAAUUCACCUGUAAUACUUGCACAAGAUUUACAAUCCGCAUCUACUUCGCUUCGUCUUCAACUGCCUGAAAAUAUCCAAUCAAUCACAACAUGCUUUAUUCGAGUAGUGGCUCGUUCUGAAUCAAAAAAAUAUGCUGGACUCAAUACUGGUGUGCUCGUCGUACGCAGUCCGUCUGCAUUUGCUUCUGAAUCGUGUGUUGAAUGGUCUCAUCGACAACCGGAACCAUCAACAUGGAACGGCGGUAGUCUUCUUCCUUGCCCAAUGACACGCACUCAAGCUGUAGCUGGUGGUCGUUGCUGUUAUGAAUCUGAUAGUCAAUGUUAUCGGGGUAAUCCUUUGUUAAACAAUUGCUGGCUUCAUCAAGCCCGUCCUCAAUACGAUGAACAAUCGGCUGUCGAAUGUUAUAUAACGAAAGGUUCCAAUCAGCAUGGUGCUGGAGCUGAAUGUUGUUACGAUAUUGAAGGACAAUUAAUCACACGUGGUACAGGAGCAGGUACCGAUGAUCGAUAUCAACCUGUAUCAUCACCUGUUCAACAUUUCUUCGAUGAUACUGUACCUUAUUUACAAUGUUGUAUGAUGAGUUCUAGUCCUGACUUAUGCAGUACAUAUAUGCGUUAUCGACCACCACGAAGAGGUAGUAAUACAAUGGGUGAAAAUGGUGGUACAUGGGGUGAUCCUCAUUUUACUACCCUCGAUGGUACAUCUUAUACUUUCAAUGGUUAUGGAGAAUAUACUUAUUUAGCUAUUAGUGAGAACAUUUCUCCACCAGGAGAAUUUAAUCCUUUGAGUCAAAACUUUACAUUUAUGUCACAAAUACGUACUGUUCCACUCCCAUCAAAUGAUGUUACUGUGACCAAAGGCUUUGCUGCUCGAUCAAAUAGUCCUGAAAGUCAAUUAGUAAGUGUAAUUGUUUCUCGUCGUGAAAAUCCUGUUAUACGUCGUGGCAAUGAAAUUCUUCAAUUCGAUGAUAAUAUCGAUACACUUUUUUUUCCUGAAAUGACUAUCGAAAGAAAUUUAACGGAUCGUAAUGUGCUUAUUCUCUCAUGGACAGUAGGUGUAACCAUUCAAAUAAAUUUCAUUCAAAUAACAUCACCAACAACAACACUCGUACUCAAUGUUGCUGCUUCUGUAGCUGGUAUAUAUCGUGGACGAACAUACGGUUUAUUAGGUACUUAUGAUGGUCAAGCUUCGAAUGAUUUACGAGCUCAAAACGGACAAAUAAUAAACGCUGAUAGUUCACUUGAGCAGAUCCAUAGACAAUUCGGUGUGACUUGGUCAAUUGAUCCAAUCACUUCUUUAUUUCAUUAUGAAACCGAUCAGUCAGCGAUAUUUUUUCAUGAAAAAAAUCAAUUAUUUACACCAUCAUUUAUUGAACCAAGCAAUUCGCAAGCAGAAGAUGCAUCUAUUCGACAUGCAUGUAACAUCGACCCUAGUUCUCUACCAGCUUCAUGGAAUAUUGCUCAGCGUACAUGUUACUAUGAUAUAUCUGUAACAAAAGAUGAAUCUUUUGGUCAAACAUCAUUAAAUGCUGGUAAUGAAAUGUUAUCAAUUAAAGCUGAUCAACGAAAUCCACCUCUUUUCGAUAUUACACUUCCUGUUCACAAGGAAGCUAAAAAGGGAGAUAAAAUUCAACUGAAAAUAGUUGCUUCAAGUGAAUAUCCAUCAAGUGUUAUUCAAUUAUCUGCAAUCCAUUUACCUCGAGAUGCUAAAUUCAAUGUACAAACUGGUAUGUUCGAAUGGACAGCGAUUGAAGGUACUGAACAUGUUCGAAUUCGAGCAUUUGAUAUGACAUAUAACUUAACAGCAACACAUGAAAUUGUCUUCGAAGUGGGACGAACCAAUUACAGUCCUACUCAGUUUGAAGUGAAAAUUUUACUUUUUUUUACUGCUUUCUUAUUUGCUUUUCUUUCUAAAUGA